GGAGCGGGGGAGGAGGAGGGGGAGACCCGCAUGUCGCGGCGACCGCUUGGGGCGCCACCGUCGCUUACUCUUUCCCGCGCGGCGCGGCGUCCACUGAUAUCCAGUCCUCCGGCGGCGGGCCUAUGACAACCGGCGGUCUGCUCCUCACGUCAGCCAAGGUGCUGUGAUGCGAUGUGGGCGCGGCUUUGUUGGCUGCUGGUGGCGCUGCUUGCGGCGGCCGUGCGCACUGACGCCAUCGUCACGUCGGCGGACCGCGUUCCGCUGUCCUUCCGCUACCACGACCACGCCGAGCUGAGCUACCACCUGCGCGCGCUGGCCGCCGCACACCCGCGCUUGGCACGCUUGCGCGCUGUGGGCAUGUCCGUGCGGGGGAGGGAGCUGUGGGUGCUCGCGCUGAGCGCGGCCAGUCCAUCUCGCCUCGGUGUGCCGGACGUGAAGCUGGUGGGGAACAUACACGGCAACGAGCCGGUCGGAAGGGAGCUCAUCCUGCACCUCGCGCAGUUCCUCGUCAAUAAUUAUGACCAAAGCGAGGAGGUGAGGUGGCUGUUGGACAACACCAGGAUCCACCUGAUGCCCAGCAUGAACCCCGAUGGCUUCAACGACUCUCAGGAGAGCGUCUGCCGCGGCACCAAGGGCAGGGACAACGCUAGGGGCAUGGACCUGAAUCGCAACUUCCCGGACCGCUUCCGUCCCAACACCAUCCCCGUGCAGCCGGAGCGGGACGCGGUGAUGGCGUGGCUGGCGUCGCGGCCCUUCGUGCUGUCGGCCAGCCUGCACGGUGGCGCGCUCGUCGCCAACUACCCGUACGACAACACGCCCGCGGACAAGUGGAAAACCGUACUGGAAUCGUUGGACUCUUCGGAAAUAAAUGAGGAGGAUCCGUUCGGAGUGAAGAAGCGCUACAACGGUCUGCAACUCAGUCUGUCCACUAAGACGGGCCACAUGAACGACCCGUUCCUGACCCCGGACAACGACGUGUUCGUCCACCUGGCCAGGCGGUACGCCUCGACGCACCCCACCAUGCACGACAACCCAACGGAGCACCUAGGGGCGUCCUGCGGCCAGAACUCCUUCCGCGACGGCAUCACCAACGGCGCGGCGUGGUACCCGCUGACAGGAGGCAUGCAGGACUACAACUACGCGCGGGGCUGCCUGGAGCUCACGCUCGAGCUGUCCUGCUGCAAGUACCCGUCCGCGAGGCUGCUGCCACAGCUCUGGGACGAAAACCGGCAGGCACUGCUGGAGUUCAUCAGCCAAGCGCACCGCGGCGUGAAGGGGGUGGUGAGAGACUACCUCACCAACCGGUCCUUGUCUGGCACCCACUUGACGGUGGACAACAGGAGCGUGGCGUUCUCGAGCUCGGAGCGGGGGGAGUUCUGGCGGAUACUGCUGCCGGGGACGUACACCCUCAAGGUGCACAAGGAGGGCUACGAGAACCUCACUGUGCCGUUUCGCGUGGCCGCGCCGGCGACGCCGUGGUCGACCAGUGCCACGUGGCUGGACGUCGCCCUGUACCCUGCCGGCUUCGAGGUAACAACCACGUCGACCGCCACCAGCACCAGCACGGACGCCAACACUAGCACGGACACCUCUGGCACGCCUCGCGGCUCCGCUGUGCCGCCCAGCGCGCAGGCCCGGAGCCGGGCCACAGCCGUGCUGGCCCGGGCCCUGCACGGCGCCGUGGCGUUGCUCGCACCUGCACUGCACCUCCUCUGCACCUGGUGACGCGCACCGUGCUACAGCAGGUUGCAGGAUCGAAACUCGUUGUGUUCUGUUCACGAGACCGAUAGGCAGUUUGUUGUUCACUUUCCAUCAACCACACCACGAAUAAGUUUGCAUGCCGUCCAACAUAUUUAGGGAUAAGGAUUGUUUUUUUCAUAUUAAUAAUAUGUUGUAUAUUAAGCACCAUAAAGUUUUUCUGGGUCAUAUUUUUGUCACAACCUUAAAUGUUAAUCAAAGAGAAUACAUAUAUAUAUAUAUAUAUAUAUAUAUAUAUAUAACAUCGCACUUGUCGUGAAGUUACAGCCGGCUGCUUCGUGGGGAGCUAUGCACAAUAGUGAACCACACUGGCAACAUGUCAGGCGUAACCGCUCUCUUCCUCACCAUAGAUUAAAGAUGAGGUAGACUGUUUUUCAAGUUUAGUGCAUGUCUUCAAACUGUCCUCAUCACUGUUCACUUCUCACCGGCUGGCUAAUAUCUGAACUGUACAGUUCAUAAAAACACAUGCAGAUAGUUACGAAACAUAUCAGGUAGUGGACUCGAAAGUUCAAUGCCAUUUAUUUAAGAUAUUAUUCUUAACCGAAAAUAACACAUUGUCCACAGUGACAUUUAUAAUUCCAUAAACUUCGUUACCGAGGUAGCACAAAUUUCGUGCUGCAGACUUGAGAGGUAAAGUAGAAGAAGAAGCACAUCACUAUUGAGACUUUAAACGUCCAUGAACUAUAAUUGCACGCUUGUGAUAACAUUACAAGAAUGUGUGACUCUUUUUAAACAAAAAUUUUAUACGCUUGUAUUGUUGCGUGUGUGUUCAUGCAAAUUAAAGUUAUUUUGUAAUAGUA
This is a messenger RNA of Bacillus rossius redtenbacheri, 2558 nucleotides long. RefSeq names its product carboxypeptidase D-like. The transcript has 10 exons. NCBI's taxonomy places the organism in Eukaryota, Metazoa, Arthropoda, Insecta, Phasmatodea, Bacillidae. The record is from RefSeq and is a predicted model, not a curated record. Gene Ontology annotation, biological process: protein processing; peptide metabolic process. The coding region runs from base 172 to 1725 and encodes 517 amino acids. Gene Ontology annotation, molecular function: metallocarboxypeptidase activity; zinc ion binding.